GUGUUGGAGAGGAGUGAACCGCUGCCUGAGAGAAGGGGAAAUGAGGCAAUUCCGUGACCACAAAGGGACUCAUGAUAAGCGGACUGAAAUGGACGUUACUGCACAACACAGACGGUGUUGUCCUUUGUGAAGAGGACUGCGUCGUCCACUCGGAAAGAUCCGGUAUAUGAAGAGUUAAGACUCGACAUCCCAACUGUUUAUUCCAGCAGCUAGCAGGCUAGCUGGCUAGAUACCUAGGAGCUAGAAAUUGGAAGACCGUGUGAGUUUGCUUGAUAAAGAUCUUCGUCGACCUUUGAAGAAGCUGUUGUUUUUAGACAUUGGCGGCGGCGAUUGGAAGUAUCCGUCGCCCGCCUCGCAAGUAGCCGCAACUUUGAAGAAUGAUAUCAACUGAGCGCUAAGCAUUUUACUACUACAGACCCGGAGAAGAAAAAGUCAGACAGGCCUGCUGGCUCGAGGUUGCACACAAACACCAAGAAGGGAGAACAUGACUCACUGGCCUCUGCCAGAGACUGGCACGGGGCAGCUGUGCCAACCUCGCCCCUGCCUGCCACUUUAGAAGAUACCCUGGUUAACCAUGACAGAGAGGCAUUGAGGUUAACUCCCUGACGAUCAUCUCAAUACCUCUCCUCCUCCCUAUCCCUCAAGACCCCCCCCCCACCCCUGCCCCGUCCCCAUCAUGCUGCGCUUCCUGCCUCUCAAACUUGGCCGCCUGUACCGCUGUCUGAAGCUCCUGUUGGUGGUGGGAUUGUUUGUCAUCUUGUUGAUGAACACCCACAACCUGUUUGCCUCCUUCCAGAAGAAUGAACUCACUGACAGACGCUUCAUCAACCUCAACAAAUGUCCCGCCUGCUUUGGCACCAGCUGGUGUCGCAAGUUCAUGAACGGCCAGGUUUCCUUUGAGACCUGGGGCCGCCUGCGAUUCCUAGACGUAUUCAAUGUCAAGAACGUUUACUUUGCCCAGUACGGUGAGCCCAGGGAGGGUACCCGCCGUGUGGUGCUCAAACGGCUCGGCUCCAACCAGGAGCUGGCCGAGAUAGACCAGAAAAUCUGCAAGAGGGCCACGGGCAGGCCGCGCUGUGACCUCAUCCAGGCGAUGUACAAGACUGAAUUUGCCCGGAUCAACGGUGACGUGCGUCUGCUCACCCCUGAGGUGGUGGAGGGCUGGUCAGACCUGGUGCACUGCCCCUCUCAGAGGCUGCUGGACCGUGUUGUCCGCAGGUAUGCUGAGACCAAAGACUCAGGCAGCUUCCUGCUCAAGAACCUCAAGGACACAGAGAGAAUGCAGCUGCUGAUGACCUUGGCAUUCAACCCCGAACCACUUGUACUACAGAGCUUUCCUUCAGACGAAGGGUGGCCAUUCGCCAAGUACCUGGGAGCAUGUGGGCGUGUGGUAGCUGUCAACUACGUGGGCGAGGAGCUGUGGAGCUUCUACAACGCACCCUGGGAGAAGAGGGUCGACUUGGCGCGCCAGCUGAUGGACAUCGCCGAGCAGCUCACCAACAACGACUUUGAUUUUGCCCUCUACCUGCUCGAUGUCAGCUUUGAUAACUUUGCAGUCGGCCCACGCGAUGGAAAGGUUAUCGUUGUUGACGCCGAGAACGUUCUCGUGGCAGACAAAAGGCUGAUCAAGCAGAACAAGCCAGAAAACUAUGACGUGUGGUAUGAGAGCCGCUUUGAGGAGUGCGACAGGGAGGCCUGCCUGUCUUUCUCCAAGGACUCUCUUUGUUCCAGGGUCACUGUGGACCACAACUACUAUGCUGUUUGCCAGAACCUGCUAUCGCGGUACGCUACGUGGCGGGGCACCACUGGAGGCCUCCUCCACGACCCUCCCGCCCACAUAGCCAAAGAUGGACAACUCGAGGUUCUGUUGGACGAGUGCACCAAACCCAAAAAGCGCUACGGCCGCUUCCAGGCGGCAAAGGAACUGCGCGAAUACCUCACACAGCUAGCUGCCGCUUCCUCCUCUGCUACGGCCAGGUAAUGAAUGGAGUCGGCGUUAGCCUUAAGCACUGAGAGACUGGAUCCUGUACUCUUUAUCUCUGGACUCUUAAGAUCCUGGUUCUUGUACAUGAUGUCAUUCGCUCCCUUUUGUGCGCUGGAGCAGGAAGGUGUUAGAGGUCUUGCAUCAGGAAGUGUAAGAAUCAAACUUCAAAGCAGAUUUGUUAAAGCUCAAGCUUUUACCUGACUUUGCUCCUGUGUGAAAGAGGAGUGUGGCGCUAAGAGAUUCUGGUUAGAACCAGGAUAGAGAAGGGAUAGAAGUAACUUCUCCUCUACCAGGGUGGUCCUGCCAUCUCUUUGGGGGGGGGGGGCUCUGGUGAACGCACCCUUCACUGGACCCAGGCUAACGCAAACCAGAGCGUCCAGGCAAACAACAGCAGCAACAUCACUCAGCCCUGAACACAUCCAUCCUGCCGUUCACUCCUCGAUUCAUCAGAACUGUUGUGUUUUAUAACAUUAAACCCUAACACCUGUUUCAUUAUGCCCCCAGGAUCUCUUGUUGGUUUUUUUAUUUCAUUUUAUUUUUCCAGGGCUGAAUUUAAGUAGAUUGGUGCGUUUACAUUUUUGCUGUGCCAUGGCUUUUUUUUUUCCUCUGUAGCAUGGCUGCAGGGAAGGUGGAGGUAGCAUGAAUCUCCCAAUUUCAGGCAGCAGGGAUGGCCGAGCUACUGCGGGUAGAGCAGAGAGAGGCAGGGGGUUGGGUUUUGGCUUUUCAAGAAAAAGAAAACCCUCGACGGCUAUAUAAGUCCAAUUUCCUGCUACUUCAAUCAAUCACUCGAUUUCCAGGUUCCAGGAUUGUGGCAAUCAUCUUUAUGUUUUUUGUUUUUUGUUUUUUGGAGUGUUUUAUUUUUCCCUUUUAAUAGGAACCAGAGAGAGUGAAAAAGUGGUACAUAGGAAAAGGAAAGGGGUAAUUGGACAGUGGUGACCCCUUGAUGCAGAUGUGCCUAUACCAAAGAGGCUGUAUGUAAUAUUAAAAACCCCGAGCAGUACAGUGACAGCACCUUUCCCUCCAGUUGUUCCCCACUAGAGCUGUCCAAAGGAACCUUAAUGUGUACACAAUCUUCUUAUGAGCCAGCAGGCCGGCAACUGACUUUCUCCUCAGUACCAAGACAAAGAUUGCCAAUACUUCCUCUCACACAAGCCCCAAUGCUUUGCUAAUAUCCCUUAGGAUUGAUAAAUGAUGAUGAGUUCGGCCCAAACACAUUUCUCUGCAAUAAGGUUGAAAAGGCUUAACUUAAAAAAAAAAAAAAAAGAAAAAACGGGAAAAUGAAGUGAUUCUUAAGAGGACUGAAAAACACCAUAAAACUGGCCUCCAGUGCCAGAUUCUCUUUCUAAAUGUCUGUAAUCGAUAAACGAAUCCUGUUGUUAAACGUCUCCCACCAGUCUUGGGUGCCAUAAGCUCUAUCAAGCAAAUGGUGUAAUAAAGGGAAUGAACAGAUCCUAUUUUUUUUUUUUUUUUUUUCCUUGCUCCAGAACCGGCUUCUGACCUGUACCUUUAGGUUUUGCAGGCCCGGAAUUUCAGUUGAAUAUUUAAACACUAAUGCACCGCUUAGUGGUCGGGUUGAUUUUACAUUCGGAGGACCAGCUAAUUAAAGCAUAAUCCCAAAUAUAGGUUCAUUGGGGAAUAGAUUAUUAGAAAUCUUCCUCAACGUUUAAAAAAAGAAAUCCCCCCUUCUCACCCCAUAUGUUGCGUACGUCAUCUGUCUUGAAGUUGUGACUCAGACUCUUAAAGUCCCAGUGGAGUGUUGUGUAGCACGGUCAAUGAACAGGCCAAUAAUCUAGUAAAUAUGAGUCACUCAAACAUCAGAGCCGUUGCUUUUGGUCUCCUGCAAGGCCAAGAGAGCUGAUGUGACCCCUGUCAGUUUGGAAAAGCAAUAAAGAGAGGUUUGGCUAAUGUAUUUCUGGUUUUGGAGCAUCCCCCUCCUUUGUUGUUAGAUAUAUUUCUGUUUUUCCCCUGUCUGGAGGAACCUGGAGGGAUUUGUACGUGCAUAACUAACUGUUCACUUUUGUACUGUAAUUUUUCUUUUGAGUAUUAUAUCAGCAUUGUCUGAUUUUUCCUGUGCCUUUCAUUCAAAAGUUGUAUUGACAACUUUUAGUGGGUUUAAAUAUUAAAAUAA
Molecule: messenger RNA, 4112 nt
Organism: Seriola dumerili (greater amberjack)
Lineage: Eukaryota; Metazoa; Chordata; Actinopteri; Carangiformes; Carangidae
Gene: dipk2ab
Product: chromosome unknown C3orf58 homolog
Exons: 4
Coding region: 677-1981 (434 amino acids)
Source: RefSeq, a predicted model, not a curated record